AUGCCCCGCGAGCAGACCCCUUCGCCCUCCUUUCGUGAGAAGCAGCAGCGAACACACAAAGCCCACUCCCUCCCCAACGUCCCCUCCUUGAACCAGAUUCUCGCCAACUCGGGCGGCCAGAUGAUGUACCCCCAGCCCUCCCAACCGAGCCCGACCGCCUCCAACUCCUCCCACCAGUCCCGCCGCUCGCCCCCGCCCACGUCCCGGAUAUCGCCCACCGCGGCCAAGCUCCCGAACGAGCGUGUCGCCGACCUCCAGGGCUCGUCCCCGCCCCCGCUCAUGCACUCGCACAGCACCCCCGCCGUCCCCCAGCACGCCUCCGCCGGGAUCCCGAACCCGCACCACCCCCGCCCCAUGCCCCGCGGCGCCCCGCCGGCGUUCAUCGCCCAGUUCGCGACCGCCGAGGACAAGUGGGCGGUCACCGAGGGCCUCAUGGCCGAGUUCGAGCGCAGCUCGCAGGCCGGCGCCGCGGGCGUCGCCUACGCGGGCGGCGCGGCCUCGAGUGGCUCGGUGCCGACGAUGAAGCGUCCUGGGCAAGACCCGGCCGGGGACCGCAUGCGCACGAGCUCCAAGGACGGCGAGGGCGCGCAGGGCACGGCGAAGCGGGUCGACCCGCGCGAGAUGCAGCCGGCACGCGAGAGCCCGCAGACGCGCGAGCGCUCGAGCACGGGCGGGUCGCAGCAGCUGGGGGGCGAGGGGCAUGUGCGGACGCCCGAGUACCGCGGGUCGCCGCAGUACCAGGCGCCGAUGGCGUCCCCGGGAGAGCGGUCUGCGGGUUACAAGCAGUACGUUCCUGAAGGCUAUCCCUCUCCCCCUCUCGGCCCUCAAGCAGGCCCGGCGCUGCAGCGGAAACCGACUACAGCUGACGCGGCCCCGAGCCGUCUCACUCCCCCCGCGGCCUCCAAGCUGGCGUCGUCGACACACACUCCCCCGCUGCAGGUCAUGGGCGGGCGUCCGCCGGAUCGCUCGCUUCCGCUGCAGGAAGAGGACAACGGGCACGAUGAGGAUCACGACGAGACGGAGUACUCCCCGCGUACGCACGGCUCGCCGACCCCCUCCUCCGACCUGUACCCCGAGGGCCACCCGAUCCGUUACGACUCACGGCAUGAACACGACGACGAUGACGACGAAGGGACUCUGAACAACGAAGACGACGACCACAUCAAGCAAAACAAGAGCGAAGACUCUGAAGCCGGGUACACCCCCCGCUCGCCUUCGACGACCCUGCCCGAGCGUGCGCGCGACGGCCCCUAUAUUAAUCAGUACGACCAGAAGACGAUCCGACCGAAGCAUCGCAGCGGGAUCGCGGACCAGCUCGGGAUGCGCACCUUCGACCCGGCGAUGUUCGAGCGCGAGACGGUCAACAGCCUGCGCAACGGCCCCUCGACGGACGUCCCGGCGCGCGUGGCAGAGUCUCCGAGCCAGGCAUCGACCGCGCCGCCGGCGUCCGAGGCCGCUUCCUCCGAGCACCAGCACCCGCCGCACUACGAUCCCAGGGAGUGGACGCACGGUAUGGGGCGGAUCCUCGACCAGCGGAUGGGGUACAACUGGGCGGCGUCGAGCGCGCAAUCCCAGUCGGACGACAUGCAGAGCCUGCUCGACGACCCGACGUCGUCGUACCUCCAGACCUUCCUCCGCUCCUCGAGCGCGCGCCCGGGCGCGCCGAUCCCGCCGACCCCGCAGACAGGCCCGUCGCCGUCCCCGCUCAUCUCCGCGAUGCCGUCCGACUUCGAGCCGCGGCAGAUCGGCUCCCCGUACCCGUACCCGUUCACGCACAUCCGGCGGUCGACGAUGUCCGGGCCGCUCCCCGCGCCGUCGACAAAUUAUGACGCGCACAACCCGGACGUGAUCCGGGAGCAGCUCGCGCUCCAGCUCCAGAUCUACGCGCUCAACAACGGCCUCGCGCCGCCGACGUCCGAGUCCGCGUUCUCGCCCUCGUCGACGCCCUUCCCCGGCCCCGGCUACAACCCGUGGGCGUUCGUGCCCGCCGGCGGCGGGCUCGGGCUCGGGCUCUCGCACCAGGCGAUGAUGGGCCGCGACGACCGGAGCAUGGCGUCGAGCCCGUCGCACGAGCCCGUCGCGCCGCCGCCGAUGCGCGGCACGCGCCGGUUCCGGCCGGAGAAGUCGCACCUCUCGCAGAGCACGGUGCCGCGUGGGGGCGCCCGCCGCGUGAAGCCGCCGCCGCGCGUGGACAGCACGCAGCCGCGGGAGACGAGCCCGGAGCCGUCGUCCGGGGAGGAGACCGCGGGCGAGGAGCGGUUCGCGCCGGUGUUCGCGCCGAGCAAGGCGGGGAGCGUGACGGACGAGUGGGAGGAGGCAACGCCGGUGGGCGCGGCGGACGACGAGGGCGAGUGGGUCGAGGAAGGGGAGGAGGACGGAGAGGAGGACGACCUGCUCGACCUCGAGUUCCACCCGACCUAUGUGAGCAACCCGCAGAAGCGCCGGCGGCGGUUCGACACCCGCUGGGACGCGCUCGUACAGGCGUUCCAAGCCCUAGACCGCGAGACGGACGCGACGCUCGUCCUCCUCGCCUCCCCCUCGCACUCCACCAAGCUCCACGCGCUCACCUCGCGCUCGGUCCGGCGCGACGCCUCCCUCGCAGGCUCCCCCGCGCUCACCAGCGCCCGCCGCGCGUUCGCGCACCUCGCCGCCCAGCGCCGCGCCGCGCGCAAGGCGCAGCGGAUGUCGCUCGCCGAGCGGCUCUCGACCCGCUCCGCGUCCUCCGCGGACGGCUCCCCCGGGGGCGGCUCCCCCGGCGAGCUCGACCUGCGCCGCGCGCUCGAGACCGCGCUCGGGAGCCUCGGCGCGCUCUCGUCGAUCUACGACCAGCGCGAGGCGCGCUGGCGCGAGGAGAUGCGCCGGCUGAACACGGACCGGGAGCAGGUCGAGCUGCUGCUCCGCCAGGCGCUGGGCCCGGCGACGAUCAGCGGGCUGCAGGCGGGCGUGAACGGGGCGCAGGUGAACGGGCACCUCGCGACGAACGUGAAUGGGAACGUGAACGGGGUGGGGGCUGGGGUGGGGGCGCAGUGA
Epithele typhae is the source of this 3030-nucleotide messenger RNA. RefSeq lists its product as uncharacterized. The record is from RefSeq and is a predicted model, not a curated record. Bases 1 to 3030 code for a protein of 1009 amino acids. Lineage: Eukaryota; Fungi; Basidiomycota; Agaricomycetes; Polyporales; Epitheliaceae. The transcript has 2 exons.